AUGCGAAUUUGGAAGAGCUAUAGAAAUUACAAAAAUGACACUAACCCCGAAAAUUUCCGUUUCAACUUGGCAGAGCAAGGGCUUUUGGAAUCCCCAUCGUUGCCAUCGGAGCAUUUUCCUACCAUUAUCAGAAAAGAAACUGAUCUCCCACUACGUGGACAGAUCUGUCUUUCGACAACUGUGGGAAGACGAAAAGUGAGGUUUAUCCAAUUGGCGACUUACGUUCGGCAAAUAUUUUACGCACAGCCACUUCGUCGUUUUGUGCACGGAUUCUGCUUGUUCGACAAGGAAAUUGAAUUCUGGAUGAUAGAUCGAACAGGAGCAUAUAGCUCGGGCUAUAUUAGCAUUGAAAAUGAUGAGCAGGCCUUGGUUCGUGCAAUCUCCUCUUAUUUACUUAUGAGUGACAAAGAGUUGGGUCUCGAUAUAACAAUUCGCCAAGUCGACGGACGUUCCAUGAUUAAAAUUGUUGAAGAUGAGUCUGGAGAGACUAAAGAGAUUGAGAUUGACCCUAAGCCACUGAUCAAGACACGCAGACUGGUUUCACGUGGUACCACCUGCUAUAGAUCGGUUGACGAUAAAUACUUGGUCAAAUACUCGUGGCACGAGGAUAUAGGAGAAUCAGAAGCUGACUUACUGAAAGAAGCCCUCCCGCUCAAGGGUGUGGUCAAUUUGGUGGCAUCAGAUAUAAUUCAUAGCUAUACUGAUCAUUGGGAAAAUUUAAAAGCCUUGAGCCCUAGCAGAUGGCACCUAAGACCAAAAAAGCAAUUGUUAAAUGACUCCGACACUUCUGAUACCUUUCAUGAUACGGAAGAAAACAACGCAUACAUUCUACGUAGAUUCGUUCUUUCACCCUAUGGACGUCCCCUUCAAUCUUGUACAUCAGUAUUGCAAUUUCUUAUUGUCUUACGAGAUGCAAUACUGGCGCACAAGAGUCUGUUCAUUGAGAAACAAAUUAUCCAUAGCGAUAUCUCUGAUAGUAACAUCAUCAUAGUAACACCAACAGAAGAUGACAGAUCAAGAGGGAUGUUAAUAGACCUUGACCAUUCACUUGCGCUAUACGACAGUGAUCUACCAUACCUGAUACGACGUCCGGUAGGUACAAUAAAAUUCAUGGCGCUCGGAGCGUUGCAUGCCGCCACGACACCUAGAUAUAGAGGGCAUGAACCCUUUAAACGUAGCUAUGAUGAUGAUCUGGAAUCAUUUUUCUAUGUGUUCCUAACAGGAUGCGUAGAAUAUGGACGUGACCCGGAUCUUCCAAGAAUGGAUUUGGAAUCGUGGUGCAACAAUAAAAUAGAUGAAAACAUUGAGAACAAAAGAAUUGACGUUAAUGAAAAUUUCAAGGACUUGAUCAACAAAAGGUUUUCCAGCAGUUUUGUUGAUACCAUAGAGUUGGCCAAGGAGCUACAAGAAUUAGUGUUUGGAAUGAAUAGAAAGCCAAUUGAGUAUUUACACUACCAUGAUUUCUUAUACAAUGAAACGAUUAAAGCAUUUAAUAAAACUAUCGGACAGAUUGAAGCCGGGAAAAUCCCGAACAGAACGUGGUCUAAUAAGACCACUGUUGGCUUGUGA
Messenger RNA from Blumeria graminis f. sp. triticale, 1569 nucleotides. The record is from the annotation of a GenBank genome assembly. NCBI's taxonomy places the organism in Eukaryota, Fungi, Ascomycota, Leotiomycetes, Helotiales, Erysiphaceae.